AGAAAAAUCUCUUACUUGUCCCAACCAUCACGUAGAGGUGCAUUUCGUUGGUUGGGAAGGUAUUCAAGAAAAUGUUUCACAAGAAAUCAUUUUUUUACCAAAACCUCAAACCAUGCAUCUCUCACGGACCUUUUGUCAGAUAUUUCCCUCAUGUGGGAGAAGUGAAAAGGCCGUGAUACAAAGUACUGAAAAUGAGUAG
Scutellospora calospora is the source of this 199-nucleotide messenger RNA. Lineage: Eukaryota; Fungi; Glomeromycota; Glomeromycetes; Diversisporales; Gigasporaceae. The record is from the annotation of a GenBank genome assembly.